This is a messenger RNA of Triticum urartu, 1939 nucleotides long. The record is from RefSeq and is a predicted model, not a curated record. NCBI's taxonomy places the organism in Eukaryota, Viridiplantae, Streptophyta, Magnoliopsida, Poales, Poaceae.
CAAUCUAUGCUUCACAGUAGUAUAUAUUUUGUAUAUCGAAGUCCUAGAUAGGAAAGUAGAGUAGGCACAGAUCCUCCACAAAAGGCAAAAUGUAUAUGAAAAAAAAGAUUGAUUGAACUUUCCAAUGGACUCAUUCCAUGAGUAAACGAUUGAAUGGGAUUCGCUUGGGCAACGAAAUCAAGUCCUGGUCCCCUUUUCUCUCUUAUUGAAUUAACUAAUUCAUUUCCUUUUUACUUUUGGAUUUUUUUUGAUUUGAUUUGGCAUUAUUCAACAAUAAAAAAAGAAAAAUUUCGACAAAUUCCUUUUUUUAAUUAUGUGAUAAUUAUGAGAACCAAUCCUACUACUUCUCCUCCCGGGGUUUCCACAAUUGAAGAAAAAAGUACAGGUCGUAUCGAUCAAAUUAUUGGACCCGUGCUGGAUGUCACUUUUCCCCCAGGCAAGUUACCUUAUAUUUAUAACGCUUUGGUAGUCCAGAGUAGAGACACUGCCGAUAAGCAAAUUAAUGUGACUUGUGAGGUACAACAAUUAUUAGGAAAUAAUCGAGUUAGAGCUGUAGCUAUGAGUGCUACGGACGGGUUGAUGAGAGGAAUGGAAGUGAUUGACACGGGAGCUCCUCUCAGUGUUCCGGUCGGUGGAGCUACUCUCGGACGAAUUUUCAACGUUCUUGGGGAGCCUGUUGACAAUUUGGGUCCUGUAGAUAGUAGUGCAACGUUCCCUAUUCAUAGCUCUGCGCCUGCCUUUAUCGAGUUAGAUACGAAAUUAUCCAUCUUUGAAACAGGUAUUAAGGUCGUCGAUCUUUUAGCUCCUUAUCGACGUGGAGGAAAAAUAGGACUAUUUGGGGGGGCUGGAGUAGGUAAAACAGUACUGAUCAUGGAAUUAAUCAAUAACAUUGCUAAAGCUCAUGGGGGCGUAUCCGUAUUCGGUGGAGUAGGGGAACGGACUCGUGAAGGAAAUGAUCUUUAUAUGGAAAUGAAGGAAUCCGGAGUAAUUAAUGAAAAAAAUAUUGAGGAAUCAAAGGUAGCUCUAGUCUAUGGCCAAAUGAAUGAACCACCGGGAGCUCGUAUGAGAGUUGGUUUAACUGCCCUAACUAUGGCGGAAUAUUUCCGAGAUGUUAAUAAGCAAGACGUGCUUUUAUUUAUCGAUAAUAUCUUUCGUUUUGUUCAAGCAGGAUCAGAGGUAUCCGCUUUAUUAGGGAGAAUGCCCUCCGCAGUGGGUUAUCAACCUACUCUUAGUACAGAAAUGGGUUCUUUGCAAGAAAGAAUUGCUUCUACUAAAAAGGGAUCUAUAACUUCGAUUCAAGCAGUUUAUGUACCUGCAGACGAUUUGACCGACCCUGCCCCUGCCACAACAUUUGCACAUUUGGAUGCUACUACCGUACUUUCCAGAGGAUUAGCUUCCAAGGGUAUUUAUCCAGCAGUAGAUCCUUUAGAUUCAACCUCGACUAUGUUACAGCCUCGGAUCGUUGGCAACGAACAUUAUGAAACUGCGCAAAGAGUUAAGGAAACUUUACAACGUUACAAAGAACUUCAGGACAUUAUCGCAAUUCUUGGCUUGGAUGAAUUAUCGGAAGAGGAUCGUUUAACUGUAGCAAGAGCAAGAAAAAUUGAGCGUUUCUUAUCACAACCGUUCUUUGUGGCAGAAGUUUUUACUGGUUCUCCAGGAAAGUAUGUUGCUCUUGCGGAAACUAUUAGGGGAUUUCAACUAAUCCUUUCCGGAGAAUUAGACGGCCUACCUGAACAGGCUUUUUAUUUGGUGGGUAACAUCGAUGAAGCUAGCACGAAAGCUAUAACCUUAGAAGAGGAGAACAAAUCGAAGAAAUGAAAUUAAAUCUUUAUGUACUGACUCCUAAGCGAAUUAUUUGGGAUUGUGAAGUGAAAGAAAUCAUUUUAUCCACUAAUAGUGGCCAAAUUGGCGUAUUACCAAACCACGCCCCCAUUAA